Messenger RNA from Kwoniella mangroviensis CBS 8507, 1461 nucleotides. RefSeq lists its product as uncharacterized. The coding region runs from base 1 to 1461 and encodes 486 amino acids. The record is from RefSeq and is a predicted model, not a curated record. The transcript has 2 exons. Lineage: Eukaryota; Fungi; Basidiomycota; Tremellomycetes; Tremellales; Cryptococcaceae.
AUGCCACCUCGUCAUAAAUCUCGAUACGAUAGCGAAGAUGAUUCGGAUCGUAGAUCCCGCUCAAGAUGGGCGAGAACCCCUCGUCGGUCCAGAGAUACAUCGUCAAGCCGUUAUGGAGUAGAAGAUCGUUCGAUGUAUCCUCCUGAUCCGGGACCAUUGAAUGAACCUCGCUCAUACUCGCAAUAUAGCAGGUCCUCUGGAGAGUCGCAGAGAGAUAUUGUCGUUGAGGUUGACAAUGAUGUCCAGAGUGGACAGCGAGUGUACCAUCAAACGGGGACUCAGCCGAUCCAACACCGUACGGGAAACAAUGUUGCAUCGACCAGAGCAUAUACUCAGCCUGAGCUGGGUGAGCUGGCUUAUCGAUCAAGACCAGUGCCAAGUGUGGAUGUUCCUACUUCCAGACUUCAAAGGUAUCCGGUCAAUUCAACUCAUUACGAAAGAAGGGCACAGACUCUAUCCCUAGUAGAGCUCACAGGUCAUCAACCUGGUCCUCCCAGAAACUUACCUCAAUAUUCUUAUCCUGCAGAAUUUCGAAGUCCGAGUCUGUCCUCUAGGCCAUUGGAUACCGACGCUCAACAGUCAUCUCUCAAUCCUCUAUUCAGCUCUUCGAUCCAUUCAUAUCCCUCAUCGGUGCACAACAGCAGAGAUAUAGGGUUAGUGAUGUUUCAAAGGGAUAUGGGAACAGCGGCGGACCCUAGAGAUCAAAUUGUUAUCUUUUCCAGAAGAAGAUUCCAUUACCCCGAUGAAGAUGCUCUACUGUUUACUUCGCCAGUUCAUUUCCCUAUAGUGGAUGACAGAGGGAACGUAGAGCAUUAUAAGGUUUGUGAGCAUGUUACGGACAACGGUAUUCCAAGCCAAUGUAAAGUCUUUCAUACUCCCGUUCAUACAUCUACCGUCUCUAUUCGAGGUAUCCACCCUGAAGAUACUCAUUUUUACUCUGCAGCAAUAAUCCCAAGGGAUCAUCGUAUGUUUCGAGAUCAUCCUUCCACUUCGAGGAUGAUCACCGUAGAUCACUCAGUGACGUUUGAGGAAGUUGCGAAUCAAUACAAUUCUCAACAAGUGACUUUCGCGAGGAGGUAUAAGGAUUGGAUCAAUAGUGAUUCUGGAAAAUUACGUUUGAGUCAAGAGAGGUAUAUCACAGAUAUCAAAGAUAACAUACGCUUGAGAGAAAAUGUACUGAAAGAAAGAAAGAGGGAAUUGGAAAAUAACAUUAGUUCGAAAGACGUUAUCAAAACGCUUCAAGAUGGACUAAAACAAUAUGAUAUUGACGGUCAUCAGGCAACAUCGCGAUUUUCGCCUGCAACUGCUAAUUCAAAGUUAUGUCGUUUUGCUGAAGAUGCGUUGCGGCAGUUGGAAGAUAUGGUGCAACCUCUCAGCUGGCUGAGAGAGGACGAAGAGAGGUUGAAGAAGGAGAAAGGAGAUUUGAGAGGGUAUUAUCGAUCUUUAGACUGGAUGAAUUGA